Messenger RNA from Arachis stenosperma, 1305 nucleotides. RefSeq lists its product as uncharacterized. NCBI's taxonomy places the organism in Eukaryota, Viridiplantae, Streptophyta, Magnoliopsida, Fabales, Fabaceae. Bases 1 to 1305 code for a protein of 434 amino acids. The record is from RefSeq and is a predicted model, not a curated record. The transcript has a single exon.
AUGCAGAAUCAAAAUGCUGCCAUCAAGAAACUGGAGACACAAAUUGGUUAUCUAUUCAAGCAGCUUUCUAACCACAACUUCUGCAAUAAUAACAAUUCAAGCAAAGAGGAGGAAUGUCAAGCUAUAACACUUAGGAGUGGGAAGGAACUUAAGGAACUCUCCCAAAAACCACAAGAAGAAGGCUCAACUGAAAAGGAAGAAGAGCAAGAUGGAGUUCAAACUCCCACUUCAAGUCCACAAAAAGAAAAAGGGAUGCCAAAACUGAACAUCUCAAGAGCUCUAUAUCCUCAGCAAUUGAAGAAAAAGGAAGAUGACAACCAAUUCGUGAGAUUCUUGGAAAUCUUUAAGAAACUACAAAUCAACAUACCCUUUGCUGAAGCAAUAGAACAAAUGCCACUCUAUGCCAAAUUCCUGAAGGAGCUGAUGACUAAGAAGAGAAGCUGGAAGAACAAUGAGACUGUGAUACUAACUGAAGAAUGUAGUGCCGUCAUCCAGCACAAACUACCCCAGAAGUUGAAGGAUUCUGGGAGCUUUCAGAUCCCUUGUAUUAUAGGGGAAAUCACAGUAGAGAAGGCCCUUUGUGACUUAGGAGCCAGCAUCAAUUUGAUGUCAGUAGCAAUGAUGAGGAAGAUGGAGAUCGAGGAGGCUAAACCAACAAAAAUGGCCUUACAACUGGCAGAUCGAUCGUUCAAAUUCCCUCAUGGCAUAGUAGAGGAUUUGUUGGUGAAAGUAGGAGACUUCAUAUUCCCGGCAGAUUUUGUAGUGUUGGACAUGCAGGAGGAAGCCAAAACCUCCAUUAUUCUGGGAAGGCCGUUCUUGGCUACUGCUGGAGCUAUCAUUGAUGUCCAAAAAGGUGAUCUUACCUUGAGAUUACACAAUGAAAAGAUGACAUUCAAUGUGUUCAAGGCAAUGAGUUACCCACCAGAACAAUUAGGGGAACGCAUGAGGAUAGACGCACUUGAAGAAGAAGUCCAGGAGUGUUUCGAAGAAGAAGAGCAUGAAGAGCCCGAGAGAUCAAUGGAGGAGGAGUAUAUACCAAGUGAGGAGGUUGCCACAGCAGAGAGUCACGUUCAAGAUGCACCAAAGGAAGAGACUGAAAAGUCAGAAGCACCCAAGGUUGAACUUAAAGCAUUGCCACCCACUCUCAAAUAUGCAUACCUAGGAGAAAAUGAAAACUACCCAGUGAUUAUAAGCUCGUGCCUCAGCCAAGAUCAAGAGGAUGAACUGCUCAAGGUGCUGUGGGAGCAUAAGGACGCCAUCGGAUGGACCCUUGCUGACCUGAAGGGAAUCAGUUCAGCUAUAUGA